This is a messenger RNA of Solea senegalensis (Senegalese sole), 7146 nucleotides long. RefSeq names its product microtubule-associated protein tau-like. The transcript is spliced from 14 exons. Bases 1163 to 5476 code for a protein of 1437 amino acids. Gene Ontology annotation, molecular function: microtubule binding. Gene Ontology annotation, cellular component: neuron projection. Lineage: Eukaryota; Metazoa; Chordata; Actinopteri; Pleuronectiformes; Soleidae. The record is from RefSeq and is a predicted model, not a curated record. Gene Ontology annotation, biological process: neuron projection development; microtubule cytoskeleton organization.
GGGUUUUUGCGCAUGUGUGUGUGUGCGUGUGCCUACUGUUUGGAUGAAGGUGCGAAAUAAUAAUUGUGCAACUGUUCAUUACCUGCCUUGCAUGACCCUCUUGUGUGCUCUUCCUGAGCACAAAGACUUUCUGCUCUUGAUUUUUCCUAAUUUGUGAUGCACCUCAGGCUUCGCUGCCAACCUCCUUCCAGCUCUGUGUCCCUUAAAUCCUUAAGCUUCUGCUUUGAUACCUAAAGUUGCCAUGUGCAAAAAAAAUAACCCAAGAUAGCAUUUUAAUUUUGUGCUUUUCAUGCCACACAUAACCAUUUGCUUUUCAUUGCAGCAAGAAAUGAGAAAACUUGAUCAACCAUUUUGCUAGUUGAUCAGUUCUGCACUCUUGUAUUGCCAGCUACAUUGCAAAUGCAAAGAUCAUUGUCUAAACUGUCAAGCAUUGUAUAUUUCUAUUUAUGUGUCACUAAAAGUAGUUUUCUGUGGUUUCAUGUGGAUUUUGCUGGAAUAUUGUGCAAGAAAUUGUUCCUGGGUACACCCACCUGUACGGGUGUUUCAUGAAUCAGUAAUGAAUGUAUUAUAAGCCUGUUGUGUAUGAGUCACAAGUUUAGAUGUUGUUUUCAUUUCAUCCCAAGGCAAAUGAUAAUCCUGUUUUCCUAUUGUUACUUACCAUCAUUGGACAUACUGUAUAUCACCAUCCUUAUCUUUGAGGUAAAUUGAUUUGAACAGUAAAACCAUAGAAAAGAUAAUUCAAUGUAUAUAUAUUUUUAUCCACGGAACUGCCAGUAAAAACUGCCAAAAACAUUGUUAUUAUAGGGCUGACUCUUCUGUCAGUCCUUGGUGUAUUGCAAUAGGAAUUCAAUAUUUUUGUGUAAUAUCUUGUGAAAUCAUGCAACUCAUCCCUUCAUUUCAGUUCUGCACGCUAUCUUAGGUGCUGUAAAUCCCCCUUUGCUGUUGUGGCCUGCCACAAAAUACACUGUGCUGUGUGUUUUGCCUGAUGGACAGCUGCUGUAUCUAUGUGCAGACAGCCUGGGCUUGACUGUGUUGGCUAGCUUUUGUGGAUGGUGCUAGCAAAGCUUUUGGCUAAUGUGACCAGACACAAAGUUCUACAGUGUCCUUCAAACUCACAGCCCAGCUGGAGGAAUGUAUCAGUCAGGCAACUUGUGAGUCUGCUAUGAAAGAAGACGAGCAUCAAGUGGCGUCGCAACAUGAAAAGCAGGUGGUCGUUGAAAGAGAAACACCUGAAGGAACAGAACCUCCUCUUCCCUCUGUGAAAGAUCCCCUCUCCGAUGUCCCCUCAAAGGAAUCGGGUAGCAAUGAAAGAAAGGAUGUGGUAGAAGAAGCUGAAGAAGCACAAGAGUCUUCACCAGCAGACGAACCCCCAAAAGAGGGAAUAGUGUCACCAGGCAAAUCAGGAUGCUCUAUGAUUGAAAGCCUGGAAAAAACAGAGUUGAUGGGAACUGAGGCAGACCAAGGCAUUAGAUUGCAUGAAAUGCCAGAGACUGAUGUUCAGAAAGUUGACCAAAGACAAGAAUUAGUGAAAUUGAGUCCAGACCCUGUUGCAGAGUUCAAAGCCACAGGAAUUUUACUUCCUGGAGCAACUACCUACUUUGAAACAUCGUCAAAAACUGAGGGAGAGGAGCCAGCAGCAAGUCAGAGCUAUUAUGAACUCAGCGCAUCAGCAGAGAUGGCCUUAAGUGGAGAGAGUGAAUCCCUUAUGCACAAGCAAGAGGAACAACAAGAAAAGAAAGUGAGGACAUCCACCUCUAAGAUGUCUUUAGAACAGAGAAGCCUCUCAUUGAACAUUAAUGUUGGAGAGAAAUUGACAAAAGAGAAAUCAAUGAUCUCCCCGAGCAGCUUGUGUCCAAUCAGUGGUAGUUUUGAUGAAUCUGAGAUUUACCCUUCAACACCACCUCUGGAGAUCCUUAAAUCUACAUUUCCUCCAGCUGUUUCCAUUAUCACAACUUCCUGUGAAUCACCUGAAGAUAACCCUGCUAAAACUGAAAUGCCUCAAACUUCUGACAAGCACAGUUCCCCGUUGGAGCAUUCCAACAGCCUCUCUGAGAUGUUGGAUUUGGCAGGAACUCUGCCUCAGCCACCACCAGGGAGAAGAGAGGUUGACCACCUGAGACGGAAGUCAGUACCUGCCAACAUGUCAGCUCUUGUGGGGAGUUCUUUGGCCAAGCUCACAUUAGAAGAUCAAACUGCAAGAGUGGUGGGUAGGGAAAGCCAGCUGGAGGAGCUGGGUUACUGUGUUUUCAGUGAGUACUCAGCACCCAUGCCCUCUCCUGCAGAUGUACCCAGUCCUGGGCACUCUCCACAUCAGCAUUUCACUUCUAUGCAGAGUGAAGUGGAGGAAAAUCUUGGGGUCCUAGAAGUGGAGGGUAUCUCCCAGGGCAUCCAACAAUCUGAUCUCAAAAGAACAAUACCAGAGCAGUCUCAAAAAGCUCUAAGUGAGAAGAAAGAUGUACCAGUGAAGACUACCCUGAUGCUUGAAAAAGCUGUGACCAGUGGAGUAAAACCAGAUCGCCUAAGAAUUCCAAUGUCUUCUUCAAAGGAAAGACUGAAUGAGUUACGUUUGGAGAGUGGCUUACCGGGGGACAUUAAGAUUCAAGCAAUCCCUGAAGUUGAUGUUGAAAAAGACCCCUCCAGAGAGGCUUCUCCCAUUCCACCAGACAAUUCUUUCACUUUCAGUCCUGUGGAAACUGGAAGCAAGGGUCUCGAAACUCCCACCACCCCCAAGUCACCAGGUGAUAUAGUCUCAGAAAGCCAAGACACCAGAGAGGAACCCUGGACAGAGGUCAAAACAGAGAUUGACAUGAAGUCUCAGAGUGCUGACAAUAAACAGCAAGAUUUAGAUGAAAAAACGCCAACAGCUGAACAGAAACAAUCAGAAGAAAAUUGUAAAGCACCAGAGAUUGCACACAGAGAAAUAGAUUCAACAUCUUCUCAGCCUUUAGGAGAGACCACAGAAAAGGAGGAUGACAAGAUUCAAAGUGAGCAUGGGAAAUCAACAGGGUUAGAAGUGCAAGAGACUUCAAAAUCUGGUCAUGAUUUGCACACUGAAGAGCACUUAGAUGAGAAAGAUGCCCGAAUCCAGGUACAGGAGAUCACGCUUGUAAAAGCCACAUCACCAAAACCACAAAUACCCUCCUCUGUCAUCAUUAUUCCUCAGGCACAAGUUGAGGAGGAAGCAGAGGAUGACGAUGAUAUUGAGAUUGCUGAAGAACCUCAAGAGAUAAUGGAGGAAGCUGAAGAAUUUGUUCGCCCAAGUGCUUGUUCACCUGAAGUUGUAAAGGAAGAGCCAAAGAAAGAAGAAGUGAAGUUGAUGGCAGGUGACCAGGUUUUGGAAGAAAAUUCCAAGUCUAGAGCAGAAAAACAUAGUCACUAUGACCAAAACCGUGAUGAUGGGGAGCCUGCAACACACAGUCCUCUCUUUUCUCCAUGCUCUGACAAUAACCUACUACAGACAACAGAGGGAGGUGGCAGAGAUGAUGGAACUGGGGAGAGUCAGAUUGACCCACAAAUAGAUAGUGAAGAGGGGAAGAAACACGAGGAUGAGGGGGUGAGGGAAGCUCAAACAGAAUCGGAAGUAGUUUCUGGUGAGAUAUGUGAAGAAAAAGAGCAGAAGUUCAUGGAAGAAAACAAUGAAGGUGAGAAGAAGAUGGGUGAAGAGGACAUUGGGGAGGAGGGGAAAGACCUUGAGAUUGUUCAAGAGACAGAAAAUACUGAUGGGCUCUGCACGACCAGUCAGGCAACUCAUGAUGAAACCACCAUGGAUGUCUCCAUCCUAGACACAGACAGUGGCUGGAUGGACUCACAAGAUGAUGACAAAAGUAUCAUGACUGAACAAAUCGAAGCCCUUCCUCAUGCCAAGAUUUCUACCAGUGCACCUGUGGUCGCGGUGGACAAACCCGCUAAACGGGCCCCUGGCAGAGGAAGGGGCCACUCCGGUGCCACUGACAGCAAAGUGUCCCGCAAAGUACCCAUCCACCACCCAAGAGAUGAGAUGAGGAAGAAAAAAGUCGGCAGUAGGAGGGCUGAUCAGAAUAAGGUGUCAGUCCUCCAAAGUCGCUCUCCGUCUCGAAAGAGCGUAGCCAAAGUGGCAGCCAGACAUCCUAGGCCUGCUCUGCUUCACGGCUCUGCUAGACGCAAGGCCACAGGCAUAGAAAGCCAUCAACCUCUUAGUGUGGCCCACCCGUCCAGAGAGAGACCCACUUCUCAGCAAAAAAAACCCAGCCCCACAAGGGCCGAACUGUUAAAGAUGGCGGUGCGGCAUCGGGGGUCCGGUCAGCAUCCCCCCCGGCCUGGCUCCGCCUGUAGCCUUAAACAGAGCCCAUUGGUGGAGGCGGAGCUCAGUGAGGCCCGCCCCUCCUCUGCAUGCACCCGCAGGUCACCUCUGCCAAACAAAUGGGCAGGGAAGGAGAGAGCGUACCGCAGCCCGGAGAAGAGGUCGUCCCUCCCCAGGCCAGCCAAGUCUCUAACACGCCACAUUCCUGCCGCUGAGCAAGAUGACAGCACCCCCUCCAGGCCAACCUCGAUCCAGUCCAGAGCGGACAACAGAACCGGAAGAGCCUCUAGUAUGGCAGCUUCAGACCUGGCACGUUCUCGAUCAGCCCGCAGCGGCACCACCACCCCCAGCUCGGCUGUCACGCCGGGCACGCCCCCCAGUUACUCCUGCCGCUCCCCGGGCUCGCGCACCCCGGGCAGCCACACGCCCAAAUCCUUCAGUGUCCUCCAGGAGAAGAAGAUCGCCGUGAUCCGAACCCCGCCCAAGUCGCCGUCCUCCGCCCAGCGGCAGCUGAAGGUUCUCAAUCAGCCUCUGCCCGACCUGAAGAAUGUCAAGUCUAAGAUCGGGUCAACCUCCAAUCUCAAACAUCAGCCCAAAGGUGGACAGGUUCAGAUUUUAAGUGAGAAGCUGGACUUCAGUCAUGUUCAGUCAAAGUGCGGCUCCAUGGGAAAUGUCAAGCACUCGCCCCAAGGAGGCAAUGUCAUGAUUCCAAGUGUCAAACUGGACUUCAGCCACGUUCAGGCCAAAUGUGGCUCGCUGGACAAACUCCAGCACACAGCAGGAGGAGGAAACAUCCAAAUCCAGACUAAGAAGAUCGACUUGAGCCACAUCACUGCCAAAUGUGGCUCCAUGUCCAACAUCCACCACCGGCCAGGCGGAGGACACGUGCGUAUUGAGAACGUCAAACUGGACUUUAAAGAUAAGGCUCACGCCAAGGUCGGCUCCCUGGAUAAUGCUAGCCACAAUCCCGGCGGAGGAAAUAUUAUGAUUGAGAGCCACAAGCUGAGUUUCCGGGAAUCGGCCAAAGCCCGAGUGGACCACGGCGCCGAAAUCAUCGUCACCCACACCCCCGGUAUAGAGACGGGCGGACUCUCCCCUCAGCGCUCCUCCGCUGGUAGCAUUAACAUCCUGGAGUCGCCACAGCUCUCCACGCUGGCCCAGGACGUCACCGCUGCUCUGGCCAAGCAAGGCUUAUGAGCUGACUGCCUCUUACUUCACACACCUGAAAACAACAAAAAACAACAAAAAACAACAAAAAAAAACAACAACACCAUCAUUACUUCUCCCCUCUGUCUCAUUCAGUGAUCAGCACCCGGUGUCGUUCUUGAUUUUAAAUCUUAACAUUAACUCCCUUCAAAGGAAACACAUCCUGGUCACGUUGUUGUUGUUGUUGUUAUUAUUAUUGUUGUUAGUUUUUCACUCAUUUUUUUAGUCAAAUGUUCUCUGUUUAGUUUUAGAUGGACUGAAUGCUAAAGUCUUUGUCCAAGAGAGCGGUUGAUUGGUUUUUCCUGAUUGUACAGUUUUGAUUUUGAGCGUCACCACAUUUUCCACGUGUGUGAGGACAGUUUGAGCUCGAGCAUGACGUCCAUCCACAAUUUAUACGGUACAAGAUACAGUGUAGCGACUUGAUGCUUAGACAAUAGGUUGUGUAAACAGUGGACGUCUUUCUGGUUUGCAGGAGUCCAAGCAGACAGGAACAGUUUGUUGAGUUGACACCAGGGGGCAGUACCACUGCGUGUCAAAAGAACUGAAUUUGAACAGAUAUAAUUUGGAAAAUUGAAAAAUAAGACCUUGUAUACAUAUAUAUACAUAUACAUAUAUAUGUAUGUGUGUAUAUAUAUAUGUAUAUACACAGUAUAUUAAAAUGUUUGAAAAUGACAAACUAAAAUACAAAAUAAAUAGGAUUUGAAUCUGGAAAAAUACAAUCUGAAAUACUAUUUCAAAAUAAAAGAGGGAGAGAGGCUUAACUUCCUGAAACAUUUCAAAAUAAUGGUCGAGCAGCAUGUUUGCUGAGAUGUAACAUUUUAAAAUUGCUUUUUUUUUUCCCUGAUAUUAUGUGCUGACAAAAACUGUCUUCUCUCUUGUUAUGUUUUCUUUUUUAUAUAAACUGUGCGUCACUGUAGUGGAAGUCCUUGCUGUUUUCUAUAUGUUCCCUGUGGCUGCUCUGGCUUAUUAGCACUUAAACAUAGUGUAUAACCAUUGCAGCUGUGUGUCGAGUCGAGUGCUAACAAAAAAUAAAUAGAUAAAGGCUAGCUUUCUGUUAAGAUCUUUCUCCUCUCUGCAAAAAAAGAAAAAAAAAAAGUGGCUGCUGUUUUAUUUUGUUUGUUUUUUAGCUUUGUGGGUUUAUAUAAUGCUGCAACGCUGUUGUUAUGCUGGCAUGGCAAAUGGAAUAAUGAGUAAAUUAGAGCUACUUGGAGGCACACCUUAACUUUUCAGUGCGAGUGUAAUGGCCGGUUUCACGUGAGAAGCUUUAUAUGAAAACUUUUGUUUUGAAAGGGCAGCUUCCUGGCUGUUUUUUUCUCUCUCUUUUGUGUGUGUGUGUGUGACUUUACAGGAAAUGAAACCAGAAACGACGGAAGAUCCUCAACCUGCAGCCGUUCAUUCAAGAAAAAAAAAAUAGAGUGAUUUUAAAAAAAGAAAAAAAAGUAGCAGCAUAUUCUCUGCUCAUUAUUGUGAAAGUCCUCUACUUCCUCUUCCCCUGCAGUGUUUUUCCCGUUACUCUUAUCCCCCCACACCCACUAUCCCCCGUCCUCUGCCUGUGUAAAUUGUAUUUAAAAGACCAUGUAGACGUGUGCACACUUUCCAAUGUUUGAUGACAAAUGCUCCUACAGGAUGACAACAAGAGAAAAUAAAGAAAAUAAAAAGUG